This is a messenger RNA of Camellia sinensis, 2087 nucleotides long. Lineage: Eukaryota; Viridiplantae; Streptophyta; Magnoliopsida; Ericales; Theaceae. The record is from RefSeq and is a predicted model, not a curated record.
UAUCAGCUUCCAUGACUUCGGGGGCAACAAGGACUUUGGAUGCUGCUCUGAAGAAAGGCUCCACCAUUCUUAAUUUGAAGUGUGUGGAUGCUCAGACAGGAUUAAUGGGAAAAUCUCUUCUCGAGUUUCAGUCUACUAAAGGUGAUGUUCUUCUUGCCCACAAGUUUGGGAUUCAUGAUGUUGUUGUUUUAAAACCAAACAAAGCUGAUCUAGGGUCACCUCCACUGGGUCAAGGUGUGGUUUAUCGUCUGAAGGACUCAUCAAUCACUGUUGCUUUUGAUGAUAUCCCAGAGGAGGGUUUAAAUAGUCCUUUACGUCUUGAGAAAGGGGCCAAUGAGGUGACAUACCGUAGGAUUAAGGAUACAUUGAUUCAACUAAGUAAAGGAGUGCUGAGGGGACCUGCUGCCGACUUAGUUCCUGUGCUAUUUGGAGAGCGACCGCCAACAGUGUCAAAGAAGGAUGUUACUUUCUCACUAUUUAACACCAACCUUGAUCACUCUCAGAAAGACGCCAUUUCAAAGGCCCUAUCAUCAAAGAACAUAUUUUUGUUGCAUGGGCCUCCCGGAACUGGAAAAACUACAACUGUGGUGGAAAUUAUCUUACAAGAAGUGAAACGUGGAUCAAAGAUUCUUGCUUGUGCUGCUUCAAAUAUUGCCGUUGACAACAUUGUUGAACGACUUGUUCCUCACAGAGUGAAGUUGGUGAGGGUGGGGCAUCCCGCACGUUUGCUACCUCAAGUCUUGGACAGUGCUCUUGAUGCACGGGUUCUACGGGGGGAUAAUAGUUCUCUUGCAAAUGACAUCCGCAAGGAAAUGAAGGCUUUGAAUGGGAAGCUUUUGAAGACAAAAGAUAAAAAUUCAAGGAGGGACAUAAGGAGGGAGCUAAAGACUCUUUCUAAAGAAGAGCGUGAAAGGCAAGUGCUAGCCGUUGCAGAUGUAAUCAAAAGUUCUGAUGUGGUGUUGACGACAUUGACUGGUGCAUUGUCCCGAAAGUUGGAGGGUACUUCAUUUGAUUUGGUGAUUAUUGAUGAAGCUGCUCAGGCACUUGAGAUAGCAUGUUGGAUAAAACUGUUUUAGGGUUCAAGAUGUAUACUUGCAGGAGACCACCUCCAGCUUCCUCCAACCAUUCAGAGCGUAGAAGCCGAGGAGAAGGGUUUAGGGAGAACCCUCUUUGAACGCCUCACAGACUUGUGUGGUGAUGAAGUCACGUCUAUGCUCACUGUCCAAUACCGCAUGCAUGAGCUCAUAAUGACUUGGUCAUCUAAAGAGCUUUACAACAGUAAGAUCGAAGCUCAUCCAUGUGUUGCUGCACACAUGCUGUAUGACCUUGAGGGGGUAAAGAAGUCUUCUUCAACCAAACCAACUCUAAUUCUCAUAGACAUAGCUGGAUGCGACAUGGAGGAAAAGAAAGAUGAAGAAGACAGCAGAAUGAAUGAGGGCGAAGCUGAGGUGGCCAUUACCCAUGCAAAGAGACUUGUUCAGAGUGGAGUCCAAGCUUCUGAUAUUGGAAUCAUUUCCCCUUACACAGCACAGGUUGUCUUACUGAAGAUGAUGAGAAGCAAUGAAGACAAGCUAAAAGAUAUGGAGAUAUCAACAGUUGAUGGCUUUCAAGGCCGAGAAAAGGAAGCGAUUAUCAUUUCAAUGGUCCGAUCAAACUCAAAGAAAGAGGUGGGGUUUCUGAGCGAUCGCAGGCGAAUGAAUGUUGUGGUGACACGAGCAAGGAGGCAGUGUUGUCUUGUUUGUGACACUGAAACCGUGACUGGCGAUGGAUUCUUGAAGCGUCUGAUUGAGUAUUUUGAGGAGCAUGGCGAGUAUUUGAGUGCUUCGAAGUAUGGAAAUGAAUAAACAAUAAUGGAAGAAGGAUAUUUCCUUCUUUGUCAAAUGUCACUUGGUCCUAGAUAACAAACACUGAAAUUUAUUCAGAAAACUGCACAGAAUGCAGUACUUUGCAUUCCACUUGAUCCAACACGAAGGGACUCUGAUGUUAAGAAUUUCUGUGUGUCUAACAUUUCCAAAACCAUUUAUUUAUUUUGGAUUGGAUGUUAAUGGAUUUGUCAAAGAAAAGUUCUAAAAUUUGUAAAAAGGGAA